Molecule: messenger RNA, 1597 nt
Organism: Pyricularia grisea
Lineage: Eukaryota; Fungi; Ascomycota; Sordariomycetes; Magnaporthales; Pyriculariaceae
Exons: 4
Coding region: 316-1278 (320 amino acids)
Biological process (GO): peptidyl-serine dephosphorylation
Cellular component (GO): FAR/SIP/STRIPAK complex
Molecular function (GO): protein serine/threonine phosphatase activity
Source: RefSeq, a predicted model, not a curated record
GUCUCUGCACCAAAACUACAGCCAAUAUGUCGCAUUUCUUCCUUCCGACCUGAAAAAAGGAUUUCGCUUACAAGCAACAAGACGAACAAAAUUUGACCACAAGCUUCAUGUGAUAAUCGUCGACAUCUCACGUUUGUUUGAUUUCAAAUAUGUUGGUUCUUAGCGAGUCCUCUCUUCGAGACCAAACGUAUGCCAGGCAAAGAUACCGCCCCUGCAUCCUCUUAACGACCCGACCCCUCGCAUAAAACGGCCCCGAGAGCGAGCUUCGUAGUAGCUCUCCCCAAAACAACCCCCCUCUAAAAAAAAAAAAAAAAAAUGCCCGGCCUACCGGCUUCAGUCGAUCUGGACGAGUGCAUCUCACGCUUAUACAAGAAGGAACUGCUCGCAGAAUCCGUCAUUGAAGCAAUAUGUGCCAAAACCAAAGAGCUGCUCAUGCGCGAGAGCAAUGUCGUCCACGUCCGUGCCCCCGUAACCGUCGUCGGAGACAUACACGGCCAGUUCUUCGAUCUGAUUGAGAUAUUCAAGAUCGGUGGCUGGUGCCCUGAUACAAACUACCUCUUUUUGGGCGACUAUGUCGAUCGCGGCAUGUUCAGCGUCGAGACCAUAUCCCUUCUUGUUUGUUUAAAGCUUAGAUACCCGAACCGCGUCCACCUGAUCCGAGGGAAUCACGAGUCGCGCGGCGUCACACAGUCAUAUGGCUUCUAUACUGAAUGCUCGAGAAAAUACGGCAAUGCCAAUGUUUGGCAUCAUUUUACCGACAUGUUUGAUUUCCUCACGCUCAGCGUUGUGAUAAACGACCAGAUAUUCUGUGUCCACGGAGGCCUUUCCCCUUCUAUUCAUUCUAUCGACCAGAUCAAGAUCAUCGACCGUUUCCGCGAAAUACCACACGAGGGUCCCAUGGCCGACCUUGUGUGGUCUGAUCCAGACCCGGAGCGCGACGAGUUUAGUCUCUCGCCGCGUGGUGCCGGCUACACCUUUGGCGCGCAAGUUGUCAAGAAGUUCUUGGCCGUCAACGGCAUGUCGCACAUCCUGCGUGCCCACCAGCUUUGUCAGGAGGGCUACCAGGUGCUUUACGAUGACCGCUUGAGCACCGUCUGGAGCGCACCGAAUUACUGUUACCGAUGCGGGAAUAUGGCUAGUGUACUCGAGGUCAGCGACACGGGCGAGCGCUUCUUCAACGUCUUUGCUGCGGCGCCCGAAAAUGACCAGCACAAGGACAUACAACCGGGUGGCGAGAAGGCGGCCGAUUCGAAUGCACUCCCGGACUACUUUUUGUAACACGGAGAGUUGGUUCUGGAGCUGAAGGAACAGAUAAUACCCAAAGCUCGAUGAAGAGAGUGUGCAAAGAAACGUGUCUUUACAAACUCUCCCGGCAGCUAUGUCCAGAUACAGCAUGUAUAUAGCUGGACCCAGCCUAACCGAUGGAAUCUUGUGCGGUUCCUUGUGCCAGCGUGCCAGAAUGCUAGAUGGCUGUGUGGCAUGUUGUGAGUACUUAAUGACUGUUGGCACGAUACAGCCAUCAUGAGAUAGAACAGACUUAAUAUACCACUGGAGUGGCUCCACGGACACCUCAGUGGGUUCAACAAGCAAAGCAAUC